Messenger RNA from Nicotiana attenuata, 809 nucleotides. RefSeq lists its product as uncharacterized. The record is from RefSeq and is a predicted model, not a curated record. The transcript has a single exon. Bases 125 to 694 code for a protein of 189 amino acids. Lineage: Eukaryota; Viridiplantae; Streptophyta; Magnoliopsida; Solanales; Solanaceae.
AUCCUCACCUUAUAUACCAAAACUCCCUUAAUCUCUGUCCUCAGUUCACUUGCAAAAACUUCAUCUACAAAAAACCCAAAAAAAAAACUUUCUUGAGCCUCAUCUUUAUAAUCACAAAGGGAAAAUGGGCUUCACUAGUUAUGCAGAAAUUUCUGAAUCACUUCAUCGUACUCGCAAAUUCUUCCUUAUAUGCAACUACAUUCUUCUUGGAGCAGCUUCCAGCUGCAUUUUCUUGACCCUUUCUCUUCGCCUUAUCCCUUCGCUCUGUGGCUUUUUCCUCAUUCUUCUCCACAUUUUCACAAUUGGGGGCGCAGUCUUUGGCUGCGCCGCCGUUUCCACUUCCUCAGGAACUGGAAAAUGGUAUGGACCCCACAUGGUUUCAACUGUUUUAACAGCCAUUUUGCAGGGUUCUGUUUUUGUGCUGAUUUUUACAAGAACGGGUGAUUUUCUUGGAAAGUUAAAGUCUUAUGUUAGGGAAGAAGAUGGUGAAAUGAUUUUGAGAUUGGGUGGUGGAUUGUGUGCUUUGAUAUUUUGCCUUGAGUGGGUUGUGCUUACACUUGCAUUUUUCUUGAAAUAUUAUUCUUAUGUGGAAGGUGAUGGUAAUGUUGUUGGUGGAUCAAUUGCUAUGAAAAGAAGUGCUAAGGUUCAAGAUGAGGAAGAUAUCAAGAAUUGGCCAUGGCCUUUUCAAGUCUAAGUAGUAAUAUAAAUUGGUCUUUUCUUGGGGGGAGUGGGAGUGGGAGUGGGAGGGGGUAAAGCUAUUAUAUCAUAGCUUAAAUUAAUUGUUUAUUUGGGUUUUCUUCUUUUCUUUG